AUGACUAGUGGAAAACUUUCUAAAACGCACUCUUCCUCAUCAAACAACGAGGAUAAAGGCAAUCUGCUCGACUCCAACGAAGCGUUCCGCAGGGGUGUAAAGUUGCUGCACGAGAAAUGCAAAGCACUGCAGCGAAGCAACGAACGGCUUGUGUUCAGGCUUCAUAGAGUUCAAAAGAUGACCAGACUGCGCUCGAUGGAUGUAGAGAUUCUGAAGGCAAAGCUCGAUUACUACGGUGAUGAUUGGAGGAACGCAAUGGAUCCGGCGAAUGUGAAGGAGGAAGGGGAAGAAUAA
Anopheles maculipalpis is the source of this 294-nucleotide messenger RNA. Its product is annotated as TCF3 fusion partner homolog. Bases 1 to 294 code for a protein of 97 amino acids. Lineage: Eukaryota; Metazoa; Arthropoda; Insecta; Diptera; Culicidae. Gene Ontology annotation, cellular component: Ino80 complex. The transcript has 2 exons. The record is from RefSeq and is a predicted model, not a curated record. Gene Ontology annotation, biological process: positive regulation of apoptotic process; apoptotic signaling pathway; apoptotic process. Gene Ontology annotation, molecular function: DNA binding.